Molecule: messenger RNA, 1296 nt
Organism: Haemonchus placei
Lineage: Eukaryota; Metazoa; Nematoda; Chromadorea; Rhabditida; Trichostrongylidae
Source: the annotation of a GenBank genome assembly
AUGAGGCGGAUAUUUACGGCUGCUAAGCUUUCAAGAGAUUUUCUUGGAGUGAUCAAGGAUACUGCCAAGUGUGCUGGUGUGCGAUGUCUAUCGAGUUCGCACAGGCCGGAAUUGGAUUUCGAUUACCUUUUGAAUGAUGCCAAUUUAGAUGAAAUUAGAAAGAAUAUCGCUGAAAGAAAAGGUGUUGGUGACAUCGACGCCGUUCGUCGCAAAUGGAGUGAACUGGAGCUGUUAAUGAGUGCGCCAAAGAAGCCUCUAAUCACCGAAACUCAGUUGAAGAAGAUGUGGGACGAAUUAUACUUCGAAGCUUCUCGAAUACCGAACAUGUGCCAUCCAGAAGCUCCUCGGGGAAGUAUGGAAAAUGCUAAGGUAAUGGCGACAUGGGGCGAGAAAAGAGAAGGUCCCUGUGUCACAGCUGAAAAACUGAUCCAGUCGUGGCGAACAUUAUAUUUUCCCAGUGAUGCCUCCGGAGAGAGAAGCUAUGCUUUUGUUGGUGCUGUUGCAAAUUUGGAAAGGGCGCUGCUCGAAUAUGUGUUCGAUCGCGUGUCCGCUCUCGAUUUCAAGCCUGUGUCUGUACCGGAUAUUCUCUCAAAAGAAAUUACUGAAGCAUGUGGCGUGAUUCAGCGAGAGGAAAAAGACAUUCAGUAUUCUCUACGAAAUGAGGAAGAUGUUGCCCUCUCUGGUACAGCCGAAAUGGGCAUUUCUGCAUUGUUGAAGAAUCGCAUUUUCCAAGAGGAACAGCUUCCGUAUCGGCUAGUGGCAAUGAGCAGGUGUUAUCGUCCGGAAGUGAGUAAUUCAGCCAGUGAGGCGAAGCUCUAUCGAGUUCAUGAGUUCACAAAGGUCGAAAUGUAUGUAGUGUGCGCUCCGGAGCAAAGUCAGCAAGAAUUGGAUUAUUUGGUAGAUGUUCAAAAGGGCACGUUUGAGUCUUUGGGUUUACACUGCAGACAAAUGGAUAUGCCAAGCGAGGAGUUGGGAGCACCAGCAGCUCGAAAAGUGGAUAUCGAGGCGUGGAUGCCUGGACGACAGCUUUUUGGAGAAAUAUCGUCUGCCAGUAAUUGCACAGAUUACCAAGCAAGAAGGUUAGGGAUACGCUAUAUCAAUAAGGCAGGAGAAAAGAAAUUUGUUCACACCUGCAACGGUACCGCAGUAGCCUCAACAAGGACCCUCAUCAGUAUAUUGGAAACGUUCCAGACGGAGCGAAAAAGCUUAGAAAUGCUUCCGGAGGUGCUCAGGAACCGACUAAAGACAGUGCGACCACCUCCAUUGAAGUUUCAAUUAGCAAAGCCUUUAGCAUAG